Messenger RNA from Symsagittifera roscoffensis, 2147 nucleotides. RefSeq lists its product as uncharacterized. Gene Ontology annotation, molecular function: oxidoreductase activity. The record is from RefSeq and is a predicted model, not a curated record. The transcript is spliced from 4 exons. The coding region runs from base 118 to 2022 and encodes 634 amino acids. NCBI's taxonomy places the organism in Eukaryota, Metazoa, Xenacoelomorpha, Acoela, Convolutidae.
GGUUGACACAUCGUGAUAGUUCGUUAAACUCAUCUUAUAAUAAAGAGACUGCAAUAAAUAUAGAAUCACUUCUGAACCCAUUUAAUAUGUUUCAACAGAUCAGAGGUUGCCGUUGAAAUGGAUAUACGUUCUAAGCUUAGAAACUUCAACCCUUACUAUAUGCGAUGGUGGUUCGUCAACCGCAAAAACUGGAUCCCAAGGAGGCUGACCUACACUGGAAUCAUGUGGUUUGUAUAUAUCAUGAGCUUCGUCUGGGUUCUCGUGGAUAGAUUCUGGCUAAGUCAGACUCAUGGGGACAUGCUGAUGAAGAGGGCUUCCAGAGACAAGUACCCAAAGUAUCGAGGUCCAGACAAGAUCGGAGCAUACGUCACCGAGUGGUUCUGGAUCACGACUGCUAGGACUCUCAUUGUAUCUCUGAAUAUGGCAUUCUACACCGUCAUGUGGAUUCUGCCGAACGUUCUAGAAGAAGCGGCGCCUUCUUUCAUCGACAUGGACGUGCGACAUUCAAACUGGCAGGUGCACAAGUUCGCUGGAAUCUGGCUCAACGGCCUGGUCACUGUACUCCAUUGUGGGUUGCUACUGGCACCUUGGGCUAUCGACGGGACCCCUUUGAACAUGCUAAAAGAUGGGAUCGAUUUCGAUGACUGGUGGGAUCCAUUCAUCAGGACCUUCAAAGACUACAUCGAGGAUGGUCAAGUGGUGUUUUCUGCAGACGAAGUGUUCCGCUUGGUUCUCUCCAUUUUUGUAUUUUGCCUUCUCUUUCCAAUCUCUCGAGCCGAUUGGAUGAUGUAUCGCAGCUACUCUGUGGCGAUGGGUAUCCAUGCCGCAGCUGGAUUUGCAUUCAUGAUUGACAUGGUCAGAAAGAACUCGCACCCGCUCUGCUGGAGAUUUAAUCUUCCACUGAUAUUUCUUUACUUAAUCGACCGGACUUUUGCCACUUUCUGGUAUCGCGUGAAUAAGUUCAGAGUCCGAAGGAUCCAGAAGGUCUCCGAUAGCAUCUUUGUGCUGUAUGGAUUCCUACCUGGACUGGAGUACUCCGGACAAGGUUGCGCUGACAACUACUGGCUACUGCAUCGGUUCCAGAAGAACGCUCCCUGCACCCCGAUAAUCCAGAGGUCUCACCCCUACACCUCGUUCCAGAACUGGGAUCCAGAAACCCGAAACGAGUGGAAUGUCGGGUUUGUGAUCCAAAUGAACCCUAAAAAUGCCAGCUCUUGGGGCUUGUGGCUCAUGAACAGGAGCGUCCGGCCAUUAUUGAAGACCGACAAUAAAAUUCAACGCAGCUUAAAGAACGGGAAAACUGUGAGCAACGAAUAUGUUCACGUGGACAUUUCUGGAAGUUACAAGAAAAUACAGAAAAUUGGAUACAGAACAGCAAAAGAAACCGAUAAAACCGAUGAGGGAGAAGAAAGACAAAGUUUAGAAUUUUUGUUGGAACAAAAAGAAAGUGGGGAUAAGAUCAAGCAUGAUAACUGUGACGAAGAGUGUGGCGUUGAGUUUGACAUCAGAUCCUAUGGACCAUACAGGUCUUCGUUCUACGUCAUCGGGAAAAGCUACCGAUCGUACAAGCACCUGGUUCUGAUUGCAGGGGGAUCCGGAUUUGGAUACUUUCUCAGCGCUCUCACAAUCAUCAAUGACCACGAGCGAAACAACCGACAAUUCACAGCGGAGAAGCAAAGCGACUCGAAACUUGUUCAGACAACUUUGGUUUUCUCAGCCCGGGAACCCGCUAUGAUAGACCUGUAUAAAUCUCUAAUCCGCAAACAGGCUAACCACGACCGAUGCCGACAUUUGAUAUUUUACACUGGCAAGCAGAAAUACGAACCAAAAAACACAGCUGAAGACAAUGCUUCGAACAUGGUUGUCACGAAUGGACGAAUGAAUAUCGGGGAUAUUUUGUGCGAGUAUGAGCCGAUGUACAAGGAUACUUUGGUGUGCGUAUGUGCUGCAAAUGCACUGCUAGACGAAGUUAAGAAGACAGUAUACAAAUACGGACUGAGAUACAGAGUCGAAGAGUUCUGAAGAUGUUUGUUCCCUUCUAACAAUUUCAGAUGAAAAACUGAAAAGCUUCAUGAAAAACAAUUUCCAUUAUUUUUAAACCAAAUUUUAUGUCGAACUCAUUCUUAAAAAUGAUUGAAGUUUUGUAG